CUCCCGUACUGGGUUUCCUCUAACUGCUCGCAGUCGUUCCAUCUCUCCGUGCUUGGUUUUCGUAGGAGCUUGGAACUCCUGCUCCAGUGGCAGUCAAGGGCUGAAGGUUGAGCUUUUAGCAGAGAGCCCUAGCUGUUGAGUUGGCUUCCCUGUGCGAUGGACCUUUUCUCCUGUCGCUGCGGUCCCCCCCUUCUCGCCCCAGUGUCCCCAUACCCCCCACCCAAGACUCUGGUGUCGGGGACCGUUUCCUCCCGCUCCUGCUCUCCCAGGCGCUACAGGGAGCGCUUUUGGCCCCCAACGUUCUACGGGGCCGUUAACAGUCUCUGAGCAGAAGUCGCUGGAGCAAACGGCUGCCGGGGCGGCCUCUCCCCCGCGGCAGCAGCGCAGCCCGGCGCGGCACCCUCAGCGAGAAGCGAGAAGGGAAUCGCUGCCACAGAGCGGCCCCGAGCGAGCCCGGCCUGUCAGGCGGCGGAGCCCCGCGGGCGGCGGGCCCGGCUGGCGAGCGGGGGCAUGGCGGCGCGGAGCCAGGCCUCCCUGCGGCGCCGGCUGCAGAGCUCGCAGGAGGCGCAGCAACGCCAAGCGGUGCUGGUGCGGAAGCUGCAGGCGAAGGUACUGCAGUACCGGACUCGGUGUCGAGAGUUGGAGCAGCAAGUGCAAGCAGGAGGGGGAUCCCUUCCAGGCAGGUGGGAAGCCAGAGAAGCCCGCGACCGGGAGAAAGCACUGCUUCAGUUGGAAGAGGAGCAUCAAAGGUGUGAGACUCUGGCCGAAGUGAACGCUGUCCUGCAGGAGCACCUAGGUAAAGCGACUGAGGUUAAUUCAGCCCUCAAGGAAGAUGUUGGGAAACUGACGGCGGAUUGGAUGAGGGCCCGGGAGGAGCUGGAAUUGAAGGCGAGCGAACGGCGCAAUGAACGUGAGCUUUAUGACAGCUACUUAAAGGGUGAACGUAACCGCCUACUCAGCCUGUGGCGUCAGGUGGUGACCUUCCGCCGUCACUUCCUGGAGAUGAAGACUGCCACUGACCGAGAUUUGUCAGAGCUGAAGGCCGAGCAAAUGAGGCUUUCUGGAUCUAUACUUGUAAACUGCUCCCGCCUAAACUCCGGCAUGCAGCGCUGGGAGUCCGUCCCUCUGGGUAGACCUGUCCUAAAGGAUCAGGCGCAGCAGCAAGCGGACCAGGAAAGAAGCCAGAGGACUUGGGAAGUGAUGUGCUUACAAGCCAAGGGGGACCCGGAGAAGGAGGAGCUUCAGGACAGACUGAAGGACUUAGCUGCACUUGAAGGAAAACAGUCAUUAUCACAGAGUGAGUUGGUAGUCGCGAGAGAGACACUGGAGGAAUGGCGUCUUCAGAGGGAUCUGCUGAAGCGCGAGAAACAGGAGCUUACAAUGGCCCUGGAAAAGGCAGAGCAGUCAGUAGCAGAGUUGACAGGGGCUCUGAAUAAGCUGCGUGCUGAAGUAGCUGAUCUACAUGUUGGAGCCGCGAAGCUGGAGCAAGAGCACGAUCUUCUGUCAGGUAAAGUGGCCGAGAUGGAGAGAGCAAAGAUCUCUGACCAGGAGAGGCUGAACCUGUGUGAAAGAACAAACGAAGAGCUCUGCGCAGAGAAAGCCCGCCUGGAGCAGCUGCUGAAGAAAGCAGAGGAGCACCAGGAGGGGCUGCAGGCAGAGCUGAGGAUGCUGGCAGAGGAGAAGGCAGAAACCCAAGAUAAACUCAAUGAGGUUUACCGCCAGCAAGAGUCAUCUAGCAGUGGUCUGGAGCAGUUGCGCCAGGAGUCCUCUCGCCAAGGGCAUGCACUGGCCAGGGUGUCCAAAGAGAAGGAGUUGCUGGUGCGUGAGAAGGCUGCCCUAGAGGUGCGACUGGCAGCCGUGGAGCGGGACAGACAAGGCCUUUCAGAGCAGCUGGCAGAGGCCAGGUCAGUGAAGGAGACCCUGGAAUCCAGCCUGUUUGAGGCUCAGCAGCACUCAUCUCAGCUGGAGAUCUCCCGGCAUCAGCUUGAAAUCCAGCUUCACGCAGUCGCGCAGGCCAAGGAGGUGAUCCAAGGGGAAGUGAAGUGCCUUCAAUGUGAGCUGGAAGCGGAGAGAUCUCUAAGGAGGCAGGAACGGGAGCACAUGGCACAACGGCUCUUGCAGACAGAACGGCAGUAUGAGGCUGCCCUCAGACUUCGGCAAACUGAUCAUGAAGCGGAAAUGAACAAGCUCCUGCAAGACCUGGCAAGCGAGUGGGAAGGGCACCAUUCAGAGCUAGAGGAGAUGCUGGAGCGAUGGGAAAAGGAGAAGGCAGAGACAGAAAGGGAGCACGAGAAGAAGCUGUUUGAUAUGAAGCAGAAAGUUGCCACCAUGCAAGCUCAACAAGAGGAGGAACGAACGAGAGUUGAAAAUGCCAAGCAAGAGGCCCCGCCAGAACAGGAGCGUGAGAAGAAGAAUGCUUUCCUAGAGACGCUGCUCCAAACUCGGGGAGAGCUAAGAGAAGCCUGCCAGCAGCUGGAGCAGCUCAGGCAGGAGGUGGAAGAGCGGCGAGAGAAUGGGCAGAACAUCACGGAAAAGCUGCAGGCAGAACUGCAGGAAAGUCAGAGUAAGAUCAAGGCCGUGGAGAAUAGGCACAAGGAAGAAAUGCAAACCGUCACAGAGGAAAUGAACAGCCUUCUUCAGCAGAGGGAUGCUCUACAAAAACAGGUGACUGAAACGGCCAUAGCUACUCCGGUCAUCAAACAGGUUUUACUUGUGGUGGAAGAGUUGACAUCUCAGCUAGCAGCCUCCGAAGAGUCUCUAAAGGAGGAGGCCAUGCGUCUGCAGCAAGAGGUGGCGUCUUUGGAGAGGAAACUCGAGAGCACUGAGAAGCAAAGGAAGGAUGUCCUGCAUGAACGGGACAGGCUGCAAGCAGUUAAAGAAAAACUGGUACGAGAGAUGAAACUUCUUCAGGAAUCAGCCACAGCCUCUGAGACCCGAGCAAAUACAGCAACGGAUACGAAUCACUGCCUUGAACAAGAACUUCAGACUGCAUUGUCUGUCUUGAAAAUGAAAACCGAGGAAGUGGAAACGCAGUGGGAGAAAAUGCAGACGCUCCAGAAAGACGCGGCACAGGGAAAAGCUUUGCAGGAGACUCUCCCUCAUCUGACUGCCAUCCUGUCAGAGAGGGAGGGAGAAAUGAAGUUGUACCAGGAAGAGGUGAGAACGCCGGAAGACCAGCAAGCAAUGCAGAAAACUACUCUCGAUCAGGUUAUUAAGGACAUAACAGAGAAAAACCAGAAGAUGGAAUCCCAGCAAGAACGGAUACGGGACCUGGAGAAGCAGCAAGAAAAACAAAGGAUUGCUGUCAGCAAGAUGAGCAAAGAGCUGGAAGAGAGAGGCCUGGAGAUCAGAUCCCAGCAAGAACGGAUACGGGAGCUAGAGAAGCAGCGAGAAAUGCAGAGGACUGCUGUCAGCAAGAUGAGCAAAGAGCUGGAGGAGAGAGACCGGGAGAUCAAAUUCCAGGAGGGGAAAAUAGCGAUUCUAGAACAAGACGGUGCAUCACAAGUGAGAAAUCUGCGGGUGGAUCUUGAUCAUCUGAAAGGAACCUUGGAGGAGAGAAACUUGGAGCUUAUGUCUCUGACUCAGCAGAUCCAAGAACUGGAAAGGGAGAGAGAACAGGUGAAAUCUCUGCACGCAAGCCUCGAACACCUGAGGGCCGCUCUUAAGGACAGAGAGAGCGAGUGUGAUUCUCAAAGGCAUCAGUUAAGACUCUUGCAGCAGUACAAGGAGCAGCAAGAGGGGUACCUGCAAGAGCUUCACGGUAAAGUAGAAAAGAUGACACUUGCUUUGUCUCAAAAAGAUCAAGAGCUUGAGUCACAAGAAAAGCAAAUCCAGGAAGCUGAAGAAGUCACGGAAAUGCAGUUAAGGACUGUCCGUGACCAACUGGAGCAGGCCUUAGAAGCCUUAAAAGAAAAGGACAGACUCAUAGACACCCAAAAGCAACAAACAAGGAGCUACGAGGGAAAACCAGGAGAACAGCUGAAGGUCUUACGCAGAGACUUAGAAGACGCUACGGCAAUACUGAAAGAAAAGCAUUUCAUGGUUGAAUCUCAGAAGGAACGGAUUGCGACCUUCCAAAAAGCAGAACAAGACUCUGGAGAGCAGAAGGAAAUUCUGCAGCAUCUGGAAGCGGCCCUAAAGGAGAAAGAGCAAGAAAUUGUAUCCCUUAGAAAGCCAUGUGAGGCACGCAAGGAACAGGAGGAAAAGCACGGAGCUGAGCAAACAAAUCUUCAAGGGACAAAACUGACUCUGAAAGAAGAGAGAGAAAGAAAGAUAGGGGUUCUGGAGGAGGCUACCUCUAGGCUUGAGACCAAGGCUCAAGGUGAGCAAAAAGAGUUAGAAGAGGAAAUAAGAGCUCUUUGGGAAGAUCUCCAGCACGUUCAGCAGACUCUGGCAAGGAAGGAUGAAGAGAUCGAGUACCAGAGAGACAGAGUCAGGUAUUUCGAGAAGACUCUGUCAGGGAGAGAACAAGAGCUUAGGCGGCAGAGCGAACUCCUGAAACAAUUAACGUCAGCUUUGCGAUGGAAAGAUGAGGGGGAGACCCUACAGAAACAAAUCCAGAAACUCCAGAAAUGGGAGGAAGAGGAAGCCGAGAAGAGGAGGGUUCUCCAGGAGAGAGACCGUUCCUUGCAAAGGCAGAAGGAGCUAACCCAACAACUGGAAGAUGAGCGGAAAGCAAAGGGGGAAGAAUUGGAGCGUGCGAUUGCUAUCUGGAAGCAGACUGAAAGCGGAGAAGUCAAAUGGAAAGAGAAGGCACAAGCACUGACUCUUGCCCUGACCAAGAGUGAAAUGGCCAAUGGGACUCUGAGGGGAGAAAUAGCCGUCCUGCAGAGUAUGGUUUCAGAGAGGGACACGGACUGGUUUCAUCACGAGCAGGCUACUGCAGAAGGGGAGCAGCUCUCCUGGCUCUCGGAGAAGAGACUCCUGUCGCAGCGGCUGGAACGUCUGCAGCGAGCAGUUGCAAAGCUGCAACUCGAGAAGACGGAGCUGAAGCAACUCAACGCUGAGCUCAGGAGGACUCUUGAGCAGGUGGAAUGGGAGCGGAGGAGACUGAAGAGAUAUUGUAGAGGUCGGUCGCUGCCAGAUGCGUGCGGCUUUUCUCUCUCUGACCAGCACAAGGUGCCUGCUUCUCGACAGGAGGAGUCUCACACGUGCUGCAGUUGUCGAUUAGCUGAGUUGCAGAAGCAGGUGUCCCUUCUGCAGACGCAGCUGGCACAGGAACGAAAAUACAAGCAGGACUAUCCUGAGUGCUGUGCAAAGACCAGCCAGGAGCUGUCAGACCUUCACCACGAGCUGUCUUACUCCUUAGCAGCUGUGGUCAGGGAGCCCAAAGCUGCUGUUUUGGAAGCAGAGACUGGGAAGCUGGGUCAGCCUCUGAACCUUCUUUUCCUGUAGAGGAACAGCUGCUGCAUCACAGGGUUCCUGUCCUGUGCCCUUCCCAGGAACGAAUUCUGUUUUGCUGCGGGAAAUGGGGGUGCAUUUGUUCUGUUUGCAUCUGGAAGCAUCUCCUAGUGACAGUGGUUUUAAAUGCGUUUUGGUUUUUUUAAUAAAGGCAAUUUUGCAGGA
Molecule: messenger RNA, 5565 nt
Organism: Grus americana (Whooping crane)
Lineage: Eukaryota; Metazoa; Chordata; Aves; Gruiformes; Gruidae
Product: centrosome-associated protein CEP250-like
Source: RefSeq, a predicted model, not a curated record